AUGGCCAAGAAACAGAAUAAGAAGAAGCCCAAUCCUGGCCGAAAUGUCCAGGAUGAUCCCAGGAGUGGACCAGAAAACAAUAGCAACGACCUAAAGGAAGAGGACACCACGGGUCCGUUGGAUAAAAAUGAAAACUUCGAUUCCACACAGGAACGGACUGCUAAGAAAUUCUUAGACACUGACGAAAAUAAACCAUUAUCAAAAAAACUCAAGCAGGAGAUCGGCAAAACUACUAAAGAACCACCACAGUCAGUGGGUGAUCUUGUUGAAGUACCUCACAUGCCAGUUGAGCCCGAUGAAGAAAACUGUGAUCAGGAUGUGGAUGGAGAUGAAGGGCUAGAUGAAAGUGAAGAUGAUUCCAAACCUAUUAGUCUUCAUACAGAUACUCAUGUUCUGACAUGCUUCAAGGCAAGACGACCCUAUACACCCGAGGGUCCGUCUUUGGCAUCGAUCAAUCCUUUCAUUAACAAAAGAAUCGACCCGCCAUAUUACAUGCUGGUGGAUAAAAGGCGUCCAGACCAACCUGCUCAGCCAGUGCCAAUGACGUUGAGCGAUAUUCUUGAGAUUGUUUUUGAAGGGUCAAAGCGAGAUUCUACCAGUGAGGCGACUGAGGGAGCUACUCUAUCUGAGUCUGAAUAUGCUGAUGACAAGGCCGAACUUGAGCCGAUGACAGAGUCUGGAUUAACAAAGCAGUCCAACGAUAGCCUCCCGGUAGACCAAUCGGAAAGCGAAAAAAAGAAGGUUAAUGAUGAUCGUGAUACUGAGAACAAACCAUCCGAUAAGAAAGUGGGUGGUGAAUUUGGAGCUGACACAGCUAAUAGGAUGACUGAUGACAAGACAAGCGACCUCUCGAGCGAAACUAAGCGAAGCGAGUCUGGGGAAGUCAAAGUCAUUUUUGUUAAACUAGCUGGUAAUGCUAUUGGAGAAAUACCGUGUGAGCAGGUCAGGAAAGCCAAUUAUUUCCUCUAUCAGUGGAGGGACCAACUAGCACUAGUUUCAGAGUUGGUACUUCUCUCGAAGAGCCGGAACGCGUCUGUAGUUGCCGGGCCAAAGAAAUUCUUCAACAAGAAAAACGGAGAUUCUGAUCCGAGAAAACUGUUCGAUCACCGUGGAUCGUUGUCUACGCUGGCCGAAGUCGAGGCCCUGGCUAGGGAAAUGCAUCGUGUUUCUAUAAGUGAUUUACGAGAUAGACAAUUGAUAGCAGAACGCGAAAAGUUCCUGCUGGAUGAGGAGCUAGUCGUGAAAGCUGUCACUUGGAAUGUUCAUGGUGAAAAGCUUGCUGGUCAAGAUUUAGCCAAGCUAUUGGGAUCGGAUGCUGAUAUAUAUGUUAUAGGACUACAGGAGUCAGAUAACCUCGGUAAGAAUCUCUAUGCCAAUACUACCACAUUAGCAUCCACUACGGAGAAAUUACUUUCAUAUUUGCCGGACCAUGUUGAAAUGGCACACAAUCAGCUCUUGGGUCUGAUGACUGUAGUUCUUAUUCAUUGCAGGCUAGCGCCACAAAUCUCUAAGAUCGAGCUCGCAUCUACUGGUACUGGCUUGUUUGGCGUCUGGGGUAACAAGGGAGCCAUUAUGAUCCGAUUUAUCAUUGGGGCAGACCCUAUUAUUCCCAAUUCUGGAACUAAAAUUUGUUUGGUAAACUGUCAUUUGUCUGCAGGGUCCGGUGCUCCAAGUGUUGAUAGACGGCGGUGGGAACUGACUGAGAUUUCAAACAAGUUUGGUCUUUCUGGCAUUGUGUCUGCUACCAAUGACAGUGUUAUUUUUGAUAGCGAUGCUCAUGAGCUGUCCUUGAGCGAUGACCUACUCCAGGGACCUGGGGUUUUUAAGAAUGAUGGCAGUGGUUCGUCAUCUGUUUCGCCACUGGCCUCACGACCGUCAACGCCAGAAAUACUGCUCUCUAAGCCAGCAUCUGGACAAGUAUCGGUGAAGACCAAGCAGACGAUAGACUCAAUAGUUCCACAGAACUCCCCUUCGAUUUCACGCUCAAUUAAGACCCCAUCUUAUCAUCAAGACAAUAAUUUUGUUCUGUUAAUGGGAGAUCUCAACUUCCGUGUCACACUCGAACCAGCCGACCUUGUACAGGAUUUUGCCAGUACCCGUGAUUUUGAAACCAUCAUCAUUCACGACACUCUUUCGCAAGAAAUGAAAGCGCGCCGUCUAUUGCAAGGAUUAAAAGAGGGCCCUAUACGAUUCCCGCCUACAUACCGAUACAUUGUUGGAACGAACGACUACGACUUAGAACGUAUCCCCUCAUACACAGAUCGAAUCCUGUACUCUGGAGAUAGCGUGGUAUUGUCCCAGAUCGACUAUAAAACGUAUCCCUCAUACACCAUGUCAGACCACAAACCUGUAUCGAGUACUUUACGAAUAGGUGUGAACUUAGUAAAUUUCGAUAUUCGUAAUGACAUUGUGACUGAGACGUUGAAAAAGCUCGACAAAGCUGAAAAUGCUGCUAGACCAGUGAUUUCCAUUGAACCGCUUGAGCUGACAUCCAGUGGUCUCGUGCUUCAUGAGCAGGACGUGUAUACUACUAUCUCACAUAAUAGCAUACUCUCAGGUCAGCAAGCAGGCUCUCGAAUUGUUGAAUGGGAAGCUAUAAUUUCUGAUCCCAACAUAAAAGUAGUACCUGACCGAGGGUCACUACCAGCAGGUGGCAGUCAGAGAGUCAAAUUGUCUACUACACUUGGAGUACCAGGAAGCAGUGAUACCAAUAGCAAGUCGCCUUUACAAUCGGUAGUAGUCGUGCACAUCAAAGACGCCCAAGACAUAUUUGUUAGUGUAGACUUUAAUGCCCUUCCCACAUGUCUUGGAGCCUCUUUAGAUCUUUUAUGUCGUAUGCCAGAAGGCGCUCGUAAGGGAAUCAAAGACUCUGCCACUUCGUCGAAUAUGCCUAGGGAAAUUUGCAACUGCGUCGACUAUCUUUGGAAUCACCUGAGCUCUGCACCUGACAUGUUUUGGCAGGCAGGUGACGAGGCCAUUGAAUCUCAGAUUCAGGAAUGGAUGGAUAAUGGACAAGAUUUCGACACUCACGUUCUGGACACUGCCAACGAUUUGCAACAGAAUGUAGGUGUGUACUCUGUAGCCAGGCAAUUCCUGUUGCUGCUGAAAUAUAUCAGCGGAGGAAUCAUCCCGGUCGAAUACCACUACCUGAUUUUGCGUGGAGCGAGCGGAGUUAACGCUCUCCUGGAAAGUCUCUCUGGUAUUAAUGUCAAUGCUCUUCUCUACAUCGUUGGCCUUCUCGCACGAGCCAUCGAAGCAGGCAUCAACGAACGCCGGCUCCUUGAUAUUUUCGAGCCCCUUAUUAUCGCCAUUCCCCGUGGUAAAGAUAGCAGCAGGUCUAAAGCCCUACGUCGCGAUUUUCUCAAAAAACUUCUGGACCCUUCUACACCCUAG
Messenger RNA from Sugiyamaella lignohabitans, 3393 nucleotides. RefSeq names its product phosphoinositide 5-phosphatase INP51 (gene INP51). Gene Ontology annotation, molecular function: phosphatidylinositol-4,5-bisphosphate 5-phosphatase activity. Lineage: Eukaryota; Fungi; Ascomycota; Dipodascomycetes; Dipodascales; Trichomonascaceae. The transcript has a single exon. The record is from RefSeq and is a predicted model, not a curated record. The coding region runs from base 1 to 3393 and encodes 1130 amino acids. Gene Ontology annotation, biological process: phosphatidylinositol dephosphorylation.